AUGGCGGAACGACCUAAUUCACACAGUGCAUCCCUCGUCGUCAGGGUUGCCACAAGUGUCCAAGACUGGAUUUGCGAGGGACCCUAGGGCUCUUGGUGUACUCCUGACUCAUCGCCACUUCAUAAUAAACUAACUCAAACAAUAUCGAACAUUGAAACGAAAACACAGAUCAAAGAUAGUCAUCAGAAACAGGAAAAGUAAUCAAUAAUUCCCCUGCAAAAGGUGAGAUUAUUCUCAACCACUCCACCGCCGGAGUACAAGGCGACUUGCGAAGAAAAGGACGUGAUUACUGAACUGAAGGAGCUUAAGAAAACUUUAUCUAGCAAUUCUGCUGAGAAGCCACCAAUUUCUGAAGAUAAACCAGCGCCAGUGGAGACGCCACAGAGUCCCGUGCCAACAUCGCCAUCACGUCACAAGCAAUGCAAAGGAUUCUUCAAGUUUUCCACCUUCUGCGACCCAUUCGUGCCCAUCGAUCCGCAAGGACGCGUUUACAUCACCUGGCUACUUCUGGUGACAUUCUGCUACAGCUACAAUGCAUGGUGCAUCGCCUUACGCGCCACCUUCCCUUACCAAACGAAAGAGAACACUCCUAUAUGGAUGACUGCUGAUUACUUCUGCGACCUGGUGUACUUGCUUGAUUUGUUGCUCGUUAAGCCACGACUGAUGUUCCUGCAUGAAGGCUUCUGGGUUGACGAUCCUAAUGAGACGAAGAAGAAUUAUAUGAAGAAACUGCAAUAUAAAUUCGAUGUAAUUUCGCUGACUCCUCUGGACCUUUUGUACAUCUACUUUGGCACGCAGCGAGUGGCGCUUCGAUUCCCAAGGUUACUGAAGCUGCAGACCUUCUGGGAGUUCCACCAGGCUAUGGACCGAGUGCUCUCCUCACCUUAUGUGGUGAGAAUCGGCAAGACCCUAUUCUACAUUUUCUACUUGAUCCAUCUCAACGCAUGCGCAUACUACGCCAUGAGCGACUACAUCGGCCUCGGCUCCAACGGCUGGGUGUACGACAACGAGGGCAACGCGUACAUCCGCUGUUUCUACUUCGCGACAAAAACAGCGACAUCUAUCGGCAAGAACCCGAAGCCGGAGCAGACUAUAGAGUACCUGUUCAUGACUGCGGCUUGGUUGAUGGGUGUGUUCGUGUUCGCGUUACUGAUCGGUCAGAUAAGGGAUAUUAUAGCGACGGCUACGAGGGCUAGGGCAGAGUACCGUAAGACAGUGGACGGGUGCAGCCGGUACCUGCGGCGACUCAACAUGCCGGUCGCGCUGCAGCGCCGCGUCACUCUCUGGUUCACGUACACCUGGAGCCAGCAGAGAUGCUUUGAUGAGUCGAGGAUACUGAACUCGCUACCGUUCAACAUGAAGCGAGACGUGGCGCUGGCCGUUCACAUGUCCACCUUGAGCAAGGUGCAACUGUUCCGCGACUGCUCCGACUCCUUGCUGCGGGACUUGGUGCUGCAGCUGCGGCCGGUGUCGUUCCUGCCGGGAGACCUGGUGGUGAGACGGGGGGACGUGGGCCACCAGAUGUACAUCAUCAAGUCUGGCGAGUGCUGUGUGAUGUCCCACGACGAAGAGGUGCUGGCAACGUUGCGUGAGGGUUCUGUGUUCGGUGAGAUCAGUCUACUCGGCAUCGAGGGACUGCGCCGGCGCACGGCUACUGUCAGAUCCCGUGGCUACUCCAGCCUCUUCGCUCUCUCCCGUAACGACCUAGACGCAGCUCUCAAAUACCACAAGGAAGCCGCCAACAUCCUGCGUCUCCGAGCUGAUCAGCUCAUCCGAGAGAACGCCGCCCGCCUCGUCAAACGCAAGCAGUUGGAGGCGAAGAAAUCUCAUGAGGAGUCACACGGCCUCAGGCACAGGAAGAUGUCGUCUGCGUCCAGUAACCUCGCUGAAGGGAAGAAGACCAGGAUGGCCAGCGCUGCAGCUAAGAGGAGGCUGUCUGCUGUUUCAGAGAAUAAGGGUGUACGCGCCUCGCUAGCGUCAGCUUGCAGCGGCGUACGUACUCCUCUACCCACCAUCGUACUGUCCAGCGAUUGAAGAUUCCACCAAACAUUCCAUUGAAAUCGUUUCCUUCUUUGCAUUUAUUUUAGAAUAGAACAUAAUAUAUUGUUUUAAAUUGUUUACGGUGUAAUAUAUUUUGUGUUUUAAUAGAACAAUAAUUUGAUUAAACAAUAACUGAUUAUAAGCAGUCUAUUUUCGCAUAACCGAAAGAAA
Messenger RNA from Manduca sexta (tobacco hornworm), 2211 nucleotides. It is a transcript of the gene CngB, whose product is annotated as cyclic nucleotide-gated cation channel beta-3. Gene Ontology annotation, cellular component: intracellular cyclic nucleotide activated cation channel complex; plasma membrane. Gene Ontology annotation, molecular function: intracellularly cAMP-activated cation channel activity; protein-containing complex binding; cGMP binding. NCBI's taxonomy places the organism in Eukaryota, Metazoa, Arthropoda, Insecta, Lepidoptera, Sphingidae. The record is from RefSeq and is a predicted model, not a curated record. Gene Ontology annotation, biological process: monoatomic cation transmembrane transport.